AUGACCAAGACUGGGCGCCCUGAAGACUUCAUGAGCAAGAAGCUCUUUGCUUUUUGUCUCUUUUCAAUUGGAUUUACCAUCUUCCUGCUCUUUGGCUCCCCAGCUCCUCCAUCGCCCGACGAGCUCAAUGACACUCCUGGUAUUUCGGGCCAGCACGGGCAAACGACAUACAAAGGUCGCCAGGCCAUCAGCACAUUCCUAGCCUCAAAAUCCAGCAAACAAGCCGACCAAAAUGACAACGAAGAUGCCUAUUUUGUGAGCGCGCGGACGCUUAUAUACCAGCUGCUCCACUCUCCCACCACCAAGCUUCUACACCCAGUGCCCAUUGUGGUACUCGUUACCAAGGAUGUCAGAGAGAGCAAGCGUCAAACUCUUCGACAUGACGGUGCCAUCGUCGUCGAAGUUGAGGACGUCACACACAACACGCCCAUUGCUGCCGAACGCUGGACAUCUAUGGCGACAAAGCUGCAUGUCUUCGAUCCUGCAAUUGUCCCCUACGAAAAAGUCCUCUUCAUGGAUAUAGAUAUGGUCUUGACCCGUCCCAUCGACAAAAUCUUCCAAGACUUUAGCACUGAGCUUGGCCCAAUCACCAAUGCCAGCCAGGUCGAUGCCGAACUCGGCCCUCUUCCCGAGCAAUAUAUUCUAGCCACCUCUCCGGAGUCACACCAGAAGGACCAUGCAUAUCCGUUUCUCGACUCUGAUCACACGAUGAGCACAUUCAACAGUGGCUUAUUCAUUUACUCUCCCUCGGUCGAGAUGUAUCAGUACUAUAUGCGGCUUCUUGAUCAUCCUGAUCUCUACUACACCGGCAUCCCGGAUCAAGACCUCCUCAACUAUGCGCAUCGCUGGGGUGGACCGAUGUCGUGGAAGCGUUUGCACUGGUCCUGGUAUAUCAAUUUGCCUAACAAAAAUGACCUUCAAGGUGGUAUGGCUCUUUUGCAUGCCAAAUGGUGGGAACAGGGAGCCUCUCUUUCCCGCGAAUCCAUCGAGCAAUUUGCUCUUGCUCGUAGAUGGGAGAUGGAGGGAUAUUGGAUGGGCCAAGAAGCCAAGUCGAGCUCUUGA
This is a messenger RNA of Penicillium subrubescens, 1062 nucleotides long. Its product is annotated as glycosyl transferase family 8 protein. Gene Ontology annotation, molecular function: glycosyltransferase activity. The coding region runs from base 1 to 1062 and encodes 353 amino acids. The record is from RefSeq and is a predicted model, not a curated record. The transcript has a single exon. NCBI's taxonomy places the organism in Eukaryota, Fungi, Ascomycota, Eurotiomycetes, Eurotiales, Aspergillaceae. Gene Ontology annotation, biological process: protein N-linked glycosylation.